UUUAAGUCAACAAAAUAUUUUCCCAGAAAUUAAAAAUAAAGAAAGUUGAAAAUGUACUGAUUCAAAGGUUCAAAGUUCAAAUUAUUAUGUCCCUUUCACUAGGAAUUUUCUUGGCUUAAUUGAAAGGUUCAAAGUUCAAAUUAUUAUGUCCCUUUCACUAGGAAUUUUCUUGGCUUAAUUCAAUAUAUCUCUUGGAAUUGAAUAAUUGGAAUAAUAUUUUUCUUAUCUCUGAAAUUACAAAGAAAAGAGAAACCAAUCACUUAAGAAAAUGAAAUGUAAAUGAUUUAAUUUUUAGAGUCAAGAAUGUGACAUCUUCAAUUUAUUUUCUUAUAUAAGAGAAUGAAAAUAAUAACCCAGUUUUAUACCCAUCAAGCUUUACAAAAUAAUUAAUCAGUCAUCACCAUGAAUAGUGUUCUUGUUUUUGUUCUUCUUCAUAUUUUUGUGUUGUCUUUGGUUCCAUUGAAGAUUGAUUCUUCACCAAGAACACAAGCAGAGGCUCUAAUAAGAUGGAAGAUGAGCUUGGAGUUGAAACCAUCUUCUCUUGAUUCAUGGUCCAACAACAACAUCAUUAAUCUUUGCAAUUGGACUAAUGUUGUAUGUGAUGGUUCCAAUGGAGAAAUCUCACAAAUACAUCUCUCCAACUUGGAACUCAAUGGAAAAUUGGACAACUUCAACUUCUCUCCAUUUCUUAACAUCACUGUCUUCAACCUCAGCAAAUGCGAGCUCUCGGGAUUUAUACCAACAGCCAUUGGUAAUCUCACCAACCUCACUUUGUUGGAUCUUUCUGAGAACUAUUUCACUGGUCCAAUUCCAACUUCACUGUGGAGCCUUAACAACCUCAUCAUUCUAGCCCUUUACAACAAUAGUUUGAGUGGUUACAUCCCACCAGAAAUUGAAAAUCUACAACUCUUGUCAACUUUUGAUGUAAGCAACAACCAAUUAUCAGGAGUGUUGUCAUCUAACAUUUCCAGACUGAGUAACUUGGAGAGAUUAAGUGUUUUCACCAAUAAUUUCACUGGUAUGAUUCCUUCAGAGAUUGGAAACUUGAAGAAACUUAAAAGAUUGGAUCUUUCUAAGAACCAUCUCACUGGUCCAAUUCCAACCUCUCUAUGGAACCUAAGAAAUCUCAUCUUUGUGCGAAUUUUCGAAAAUAAUCUUUUUGGAACCAUUCCUCAAGAGAUUGGAAAUCUAAAACUUUUGUCAACUUUUGAUGCAAGAACCAACCAACUAUCAGGAGAGUUGCCAGUUAAUAUUUCCAGUCUUAGUAACUUGGAGGUGUUCUCUGUUCAUACCAAUAAUUUCUCUGGGACAAUCCCUAGAGACUUUGGGAAAAAUAAUCCUAAUUUGAAGAUCGUUAUGUUUGGAAUCAACAAUUUCUUUGGACAGUUGCCACAAGGUUUGUGUAGAAGCUUCAAUCUAGAGUAUUUGGGUGUAAACAACAACAGAUUUACUGGCCAAUUGCCCGAGUGCCUGAGAAAUUGCACAAAAUUAAGAAGAGUAAGGCUUGAUGGAAAUCGAUUCAAAGGUGACAUAACCAAUGCAUUUGGUGUUCACCCACGCCUUAUUUCCAUGUUCUUAAACAACAACCAAUUCAUUGGUCAUGUUUCAAGUACAUGGGGACAAUGUCAGAAUCUCACCAGAUUACAGUUGGGUCAAAAUAAAAUCUUUGGAAGGAUCCCUUCAGAACUCGGGAGUUUGACAAAGUUGAAAGUUUUGAGCUUAGAUUCCAACGCGUUGAGUGGGGAAAUUCCAACUCAAUUAGGAAAUCUAAAAGUUUUGUACCAGCUUAAUCUCAGCAAUAAUCAUUUGACAGGCAAAAUCCCUACAAGCUUAUCAGGUUUGAGUGAGCUAGAGGUUCUUGAUUUUUCAGCAAACAAUUUAUCAGGUGAAAUACCACACUGGUUAGGUAAUUAUAAAGGAUUGGUGAGCUUAAACCUCAGUCAUAAUAUGCUAACUAGUGAGAUACCAACAGAGCUUGGAAAUUUGGUGUCUUUGCAACAUGUAUUGGAUCUCAGUAGCAAUUUACUCAUUGGAAAGAUUUCCUCAAGCCUCUCAAGGCUUACAAAGUUGGAAAUUCUCAACAUAUCUCAUAACCACUUGUCAGGUAAUAUUCCACACACAUUUUCCAACCUAAUAAGUAUAAGUUACAUCGAUUUUUCAUUCAACAACUUGACGGGUUCAAUCCCAACUGGAGGAAUUUUCCAAAAUGCAAGAACAAAUGCUUAUUAUUAUGGAAAUGUUGGUCUAUGUGGAAACUCUACAGGACUUAAGCCAUGCAAAACUCAUACCAGCAGAAGUAAAAGUGCUCUAAUUUUAAUUAUUAGUCUCGUUUGUGGCCUAGUUUUUGUUACUACCAUUGUAAUCGCUCUCAUAUUGUGCCAUAAAUUCAAAGUGUUAGAUAAACAAAGGAAAACUUCUAACCAAAAUGACACUCGCCAAUCAUUGAUGAUAUGGGAGAAGGAAGCAAAAUUCACUUUUGGAGAAAUUGUAGAGGCAACAGAAAACUUUGAUGACAAGUAUUGCAUUGGGAAAGGAGGCUUUGGCACUGUUUACAAGGCUAUAUUGAGAUCACAUGAGUUGGUUCUUGCAGUUAAGCGGUUACACAUGUCAGACACGAGUGAUAUUCCAGAAGUUAGUCGCAUAAGUUUCGAAAAUGAGAUUCAAACUCUAACAGAAGUCCGACAUCGAAACAUCAUAAAGCUUUAUGGAUUUUGUUCAAGAAACAAUGGUUUAUACUUGGUGUAUAAGUAUGCAAACAAGGGUAGUCUUGCCAAAGUAUUAUACGAUUCAACAGAUCUUGAUUGGGAUUCAAGGGUGAAAAUAGUUCAAGGAUUGGCUCAUGCAAUCUCAUACUUACACCAUGAAUGUUCUCCACCAAUUAUUCAUCGUGACGUGUCCUUAAACAAUGUACUACUUGGCUCUGAUUUUGUUCCCAUAUUGUCAGAUUUUGGCAUUGCACGUUUGUUGAUCCCUAACUUGUCCAUUUGGACAACUGUGGCUGGAUCGUAUGGCUACAUGGCGCCAGAGCUAGCUUUAACCAUGCGUGUGACAGAGAAAUGUGAUGUCUACAGUUUUGGAGUAGUAGCUUUAGAAAUUAUGAUGGGAAAACACCCGGGAGAACUGUUGGAAUCUUUAUCAUCAGCUCGUUCGAAAACAUUAUUAUUAGAGAAUAUACUAUUGAAAGAUGUGUUAGAUCAACGGUUGUUACCUCCUAGUACUGGGCGAUUAUCAAUGGAUGUGGUGUUAAUAGUGAGCUUGGCAUUGUCAUGUACUAGAAGUAGACCAGAGUUACGUCCCACCAUGCAUUUGAUUUCACAAGAAUUGUCAACAAAGAGUGCUCGGGCUUCCAUCAUCUCUGAGCCAUUCGAAACCAUUACAAUUGAGAAGCUUGCUGCACCUCUUUAUGAUUAGUAGUAGUAAGAGUAAAUAUUUAUUUAACUAAUGAGAAUUACUCAUGACUUGUAUGAUGUAACAUUAUGAGCCAAUACAUUUGCACA
Messenger RNA from Cannabis sativa, 3497 nucleotides. Its product is annotated as MDIS1-interacting receptor like kinase 2-like. NCBI's taxonomy places the organism in Eukaryota, Viridiplantae, Streptophyta, Magnoliopsida, Rosales, Cannabaceae. Gene Ontology annotation, molecular function: ATP binding; protein binding; protein kinase activity. The record is from RefSeq and is a predicted model, not a curated record. The coding region runs from base 403 to 3411 and encodes 1002 amino acids. The transcript has 2 exons. Gene Ontology annotation, biological process: protein phosphorylation.